CUUCGAACAGCAUCUCGAAGUAUAUAAGAGGUCGAAGAUGGCGGUGCUUUCGAUCACCACCCACCGCAGUCAAUCACUCUUCGUCCCAGUUCUUGUUCUUCAGCUGCUCAUUGCUCUUGUUUCCCGUCACUGUCAUCAGCUGUCAAGAUGAAGUCUUCCAUUGUCUCUGCUAUCCUCGGAGCUUCUCUGCUUGCUCAGCAGAGCGUUGCUCAUCCAGGCGAAAGCCGCGCUGAGCUGCAGAAGGAGGUGGAAGAACGCUCCACGUACCUGAGCACACACAAAAGAUCGCUCGCUCACUGCGCGGAUGCGCUCAAGGCUCGGGGUAACGAUGUCGCUAUGCACGCUCGCCGAAGCGCUAUGGUUGAGAAGCUGCGCAAGAAGCGAUCUAUUAGCCAGGACAAGCCUUACCUCCGCGCUCGCGAUAUCGACGAAGUCCUCGCCACCGACCACCAUUCCAACCUGACCGGCAUCACGCCCGACACUGACCCGUCAGUCCUUUUCGCCGGGAACAACAGCUGCAUCCUCACUCCAGAGGUCACACAAGGCCCAUAUUGGGUCUCGGGUGAACUUGUUCGCGAGGACAUCACCGAGGACCAGGAAGGUGUUGCGUUGACUCUCGACAUUCAAAUCAUCGACGUAAACACCUGCGAGCCCGUGCCGCAAGCCUAUCUAGAGAUUUGGCACUGCAACUCGACUGGUGUCUAUGGCGGUGUGGUGGCGAGCGGUAACGGCAACUCGAAUGUGUCGGACAAUCUUAACGCUACCUUCCUGCGUGGUGUUCAGCCGUCUGACGAUAGUGGUGUCGUUACGUUCGAUACUCUCGUCCCUGGGCAUUACACUGGUCGCACUAACCACAUCCACGUCAUGAGCCAUCUCAAUGCAACCCUCAACUCGAACAACACCAUCUCCGGUGGUGCCAUCACCCACGUCGGCCAAAUUUUCUUCGAUCAAUCAAUGAUCUCGCUCGUCGAGGCGACUGCGCCGUACUCCAGCAACACGCAAGACCUGACUACCAACGAAGAGGAUGGCAUCAUGUCCCAGGAAUCCGAGGGCUAUGAUCCUGUUAUGGAAUACGUUUUGCUGGGCGAUGAUGUCUCCGAGGGCGUCUUUGGUUGGAUCGCAUUCGGCAUGGACUCGUCUGUGGCUUAUAACAUCACAGCCGCAGCCACUUUGACGGAGAAUGGUGGCGUUGCCAAUCCGAAUGCUGGCGCUGGUAUGGGUGGUGGUGCGCCGCCAUCCGGUGCUGUGCCGUCUGGCAUUGCGCCGACUGCUGCGCCGUCUUCUUAAGCUGGGUGAGAUGGGGAAGAUGAGCGGUACAGACUGGUUGCGAAACGAGCAUUGGGCGCGGCGCACUGGGUGAACUUCUCCAACUGUAGCCACUC
Trematosphaeria pertusa is the source of this 1382-nucleotide messenger RNA. RefSeq names its product extracellular dioxygenase-like protein. NCBI's taxonomy places the organism in Eukaryota, Fungi, Ascomycota, Dothideomycetes, Pleosporales, Trematosphaeriaceae. Bases 148 to 1287 code for a protein of 379 amino acids. The transcript is spliced from 3 exons. Gene Ontology annotation, molecular function: oxidoreductase activity, acting on single donors with incorporation of molecular oxygen, incorporation of two atoms of oxygen; ferric iron binding. The record is from RefSeq and is a predicted model, not a curated record.